Messenger RNA from Ilex paraguariensis (yerba mate), 1389 nucleotides. The record is from the annotation of a GenBank genome assembly. Lineage: Eukaryota; Viridiplantae; Streptophyta; Magnoliopsida; Aquifoliales; Aquifoliaceae.
AUGUCGGAGGGGAGUAGUAGAUCACGAUUGGGCUCUGAUACUACGAAAACUUAUAUGAAGUCCAACAAGCAAGAGAAGGCAAAAAGAUUGAAAUGGGUUGAUGAAGGAUUUGAAAUGCUGGUAUUUACUGACAACCUCCUUCAACAAAAUGGUGGGACAGUGGAAAAUCUUCAAAAGGAACUUGCCUGUGCAGAUAUUUUGCUGAUCGUUGCUGUUACAAAGCAAGAUUCAGUCAAGUGGGUUCAGGCUAACAGCCAAAACGUCCCAAACAUAAUCUGCUUUGAUUCCUCUCCCAUAGCAACAAACAAACUCGGAGGAACAUACAUCCAAAGGGAAACCAAAGAGAGCAUAUUCAGCAAAGUAGCUCAAAUUUCUCAAUCAAAGAAAGUAAAUGAAUCAGUGGAAGUUGUCAAAACUGUUUCGGAGGCCUGGGACAGGCAUAAUUCUGAUGACUUAAGGUUCUGUUUGUUGGUUUUAAUCAAUGCUUAUAUAAGGCCUGUUCCAAUCCUACAGAAUUUGAGAGCAAAAGGUUUCUCUACCCUGAACUGCAUGGUAAAAAACUGUGGACCUCAGGUACUGAACUGUCUGUUGGAUCCUAACUGCCGGAAAGCUCUUCAAUGCUUAAAUCAGUGCAGCCCAGUUGAUCAGGUAUGCAAUUAUCGAUGUAUUGUGUCAUAUGAAAGUCCAAAGCUUGAAGAAUUUUCUUUGUGUGUAUUGCAAAAGAACAAUUGUCUUGCGUUGGAUGCAAAGAUCCCUGAAAAACCUUAUGUGCCUCCGAUGACCAAGUUCCGAGGGAAAGACAUCUGUCAUGCGACUGCUGAGGACCUUUUGGUGGGUUGGUUGGGGAGUUUGGAUUGGAGUUGGUGUGUCGUAGCAGGGCAGAAUCCAGCUUAUGAUCAGUUUCCAUGUCAGUACCAGCUAUUCUAUAGGGGCAAGGCAAGAGGAUCAUUCUGGUACGAGCCAGUUUUUCAGGUUAGGACACUAGAAGGGAAGUUGGUUUGGAGGCGGCGAAAAUAUCGAGUAAAAAGAGGCAAAGCUCCAGGAACGUUUUACUUCAGUGUCUUGGAUAAUGGGGUGGUCUCAAAUGAGUUCUGGACAAUUGUUGAGGUUUCUGAUGAUUUUAGCUGGGGUUUGUUUCAUUACAGUGGAGCUGCACGAGUUGCAGGACAGUCUUAUACUGGGGCCGUGCUUGUUAGCCCAAAUGGCGAGUACCCAAAUGAGAGUGAGAGGCCAAGUUUACACUAUGCGUUGGAUAGAUGUGGUAUCAAAGAAUGGGAGCUAUUUACUGUUGAUAAUUGCUCAUGUCAAGAUCCACCAUUGGGGCUUCCAGAGGGUUCAACUUUGCAUUCGGAGAUUAAAGUUCAAGAUGAGAAAUGGUCUUCGGUUUAA